This is a messenger RNA of Schistocerca serialis cubense, 2942 nucleotides long. It is a transcript of the gene FipoQ, whose product is annotated as F-box/LRR-repeat protein 2. Bases 144 to 1706 code for a protein of 520 amino acids. Gene Ontology annotation, biological process: SCF-dependent proteasomal ubiquitin-dependent protein catabolic process; positive regulation of protein ubiquitination. NCBI's taxonomy places the organism in Eukaryota, Metazoa, Arthropoda, Insecta, Orthoptera, Acrididae. The record is from RefSeq and is a predicted model, not a curated record. Gene Ontology annotation, cellular component: SCF ubiquitin ligase complex. Gene Ontology annotation, molecular function: protein binding. The transcript has 11 exons.
CACGCCGCGGUUCGCUUCGCCUCGCCUCCGACACCUCAGACCCCGGCUGGCGAGCCGUCCGCGCCGCCAACUCUCCUGCCACAGGCGACAGCGCGCUCGGCUGCUAGACUAGCUCUCCGCGCCCGUCCACAGGUGGGGCCGCCAUGGGCGACCGGCGCAUGUCGACGUGGGACCAGCUGGCCGUGGAGGCGGCGCUGCUGCACAUGGCCGGCCACGACUCCAGGACCAGCCGCCGCAGCAGGCGGCCCUCCGCGACGAUCGAGAAGCUGCCGGACAAGGUGCUGCUGCACAUUUUCUCGUACCUGUCGCACCGCGAGAUAUGCCGCAUGGCGCGCGUCUGCCGCAAGUGGCGCAUCAUCGCCUACGACACGCGCCUCUGGAAGAGCGUCUCGCUGCGCCCAGAGAUCUCCGGCCUGCACGUCAGCUCGCUAGAGUCCCUGCUGGCCCUCAUCAGCGUGAGGUUCGGGCCGUCGCUGCGCUACAUCGAGCUGCCCAUCGAGCUGAUCACGCACACGGUGCUGCACGAGCUGGCCAACAAGUGCCCCAACCUGACGCACAUGCUGCUCGACUUCUCCACCGCCAUGCAGCUGCACGACUUCAGCGAGAUGCAGGCAUUCCCUACAAAACUCAGGUACAUGUGCAUCUGCCUUUCGGAAGUGAUCUUCAUGGAGGGUUUCAUGAGGAAAAUAUACAACUUCAUCAAUGGCUUGGAAAUCCUACACCUAAUAGGCACGUAUGAGAAAGUUGAGGAGGAAGAGGAGGAAAUCUAUGAAGUAAUAAACGUGCACAAACUGAAAUCAGCAACCCCCAACCUUCGGGUGAUCAACUUGUAUGGCAUUAACUUCGUAGAUGACAGUCACAUAGAAGCUUUCAGUUCAAACUGCAUACAGCUUGAAUGUCUGGCAGUGAACUUCUGUGCCAAGGUGACUGGGUCAUGUUUGAAAACUUUAUUCCAACGCAGCCGCAGGCUUCGAUGUUUACUUAUGAACCAAACAAGCUUGCAGAGUGAACAUGUGAUGCAAGUGGAGUGGGAGAAGGCCAACAUUCAAGAACUUGAUAUAACAGCAACAGAUCUGUCAACUGAGUGCCUCAUUGAUAUGCUCACACGCAUUCCCGGACUACGUUUUCUGUCUGCUGGCCAGAUCAAUGGAUUUAAUGAUUCGGUUCUGAAGGCAUACAUGGAACUUGGAAAUCCACGUUCAUUGAUUGCCUUGGACUUGGACAGCUCAGAUAAUUUGACUGAUGAUGCUCUCCACAAAUUCCUUUCUCGCCAUGGACAUCAGCUGUGGGGAAUAGCACUCUCUGGAAUGCCUCACAUCACCGAUCAACUGUGGAUGUCAGUACUUCCCAUUCUCACAAAUGCCAAGAUCAUUGUUAUGGGCACCCCUGAGCGCCUAGGAGUAAACAUCCAUGUUGAUCAGUUAAUGGAUGGUAUAGCUAAUAACUGUCCGAACUUGGAACGACUGGAGCUACGCUGGGAUCCAGAGAACUUGCGGUUUUCUGACAAGAGCCAAAAAGCCAUAGACAUCUUGCGUGUCAAAUGCCUCAAACUCCGUUGCCUUGUGCUCAGCGAUGGCAGAUACUAUGAGGUGGUGAAAGCAAACUUCGAACGUGCUGAUCGUACUACUGUAGUUCGCACAACCACAAACUGCCGUAUCUCCAAUUACUACCUACUUAAUAACUACAAAGACCUUAUAUUCAACUGAUUUUACAGAUAAAAUAAGUUAAUGUCUCAAAUAAUUAGUUAAAUUUAUUACUCAUUAAUAAUGGCAGAAAAUAUAUUUUUGAAACAAGUAUUGACUGAUUACAAUAAUCUCUUCCACCCAUUCACCUCAUUGACAGAUGUACUGAUUACAGCUGUGAUAUGCAUGUAACAUAAUAUCAACUGUCUGUAAGAUUUAGUAGCUGAUUCUCAUAGUACAAAUGCAGACAAUACUAAAUAAACCUCAUCUGAGAGUUGUGAAAAACUUUCAAAAGAGGUCGAAACAAGCAUUUAUUAUGUGCACUAUUAAAAUCAAAAUCCUAUGGAUGAGUCACAUAAAAAAAAUCAGCUGAAAAUAAGAUUGUGAUACAAAAAACUGACAAAAUGAAAGCUGUACAUUAUAAACUAGGAAACAGAGUACAAAUAUUUAGAUCUGAGCUUUAACAAAUGUCUUUUGUACUGAAGUUAAUCUGAUUUGAAAAUAUAUUAGAAGUGAAACUGGAAACAUUUUUCUGCCAUCUGAAAAUGAGGAAAAUUGAUGUGAAAAAUCCAAGUAGAUUCUUCCAAGAAAUGCAAGCACUCAUAGAAGUGAUUUUCUGCUUGGUUUAAUCAUUUUUUAUAGAAUUCAAACCAUAAAUUCUAUAUUGUCAUCAAAACAUACUUGUAUCUCAUAAACUGUUGUUGUGAUUUUAAAUGGAGCAAAAUGAGAUUUCGGUGUAAUGUAUGGAAUAAACAUUACUCUCAAACUUAUAUUAUUGGUCAAGAUAAGACUUAAAAGUCAAAUAAAUGCACAUUGUUGUACAAUAAUGUCAAUCAUUUUAUAUAAAGCGUGUUUAAGUGGUCAGUAUUUGUCAGUGCCUUACCAGUACCAUAUAUUUAUAUUUUUGGUUGUAAGGUGUAACCUAUACAUCAGAAGUUCAGCAUUGGUACUGAUGUUUUUAUAUUUUGUUACUCUGAUAUAUGUAAAUUUUAUGCUGAUUCUCCAGGUGAAUGGUUGAAAUUUUGAAAUGCAAUAAAAUUCAUAAUACAUUUUGUAAGUCAUAGUGAUUUUUCUUAAAAUACAUAAUUUUGGAAAAAAUGUUAGCCUUGUAAUAUUAACUGAGUUUGUUUUCCCACCCCAGCAUAAAAUGUCUCACUGACACGAACUAUUUAAGUAAUAAGUACAUAAUAUUGUGACAGAAAAAAAUCAUAUUAUCUUGGAAACAAGAUUACCACACAAUAAAGUUACUGUGUUCUGGAA